Oncorhynchus masou masou (cherry salmon) is the source of this 1458-nucleotide messenger RNA. Its product is annotated as RNA-binding protein 25-like. NCBI's taxonomy places the organism in Eukaryota, Metazoa, Chordata, Actinopteri, Salmoniformes, Salmonidae. Gene Ontology annotation, molecular function: mRNA binding. Gene Ontology annotation, cellular component: spliceosomal complex. The record is from RefSeq and is a predicted model, not a curated record. The transcript has 7 exons. The annotation marks the transcript as partial. Gene Ontology annotation, biological process: regulation of alternative mRNA splicing, via spliceosome; mRNA processing.
UAUGAGUUAGUAUGUAAUCCAGUGUUCUUCCUCUUCCUCCAGAUCAAAGAAGGCAAGCGUCUGAAAGAGUUCCUGGAAGAUUAUGACGAUGACAGAGAUGAGUCCAAAUACUACAGGGGUAGUGCAUUACAGAAACGACUGAGAGACCGUGAGAAGGAGACGGAGCUGGAUGAUAGAGACCGGAAGAGGGAGAAGGAAGAGCAUGAUCAGAUCAGACAGAGAUUGUUAGCUGAGGGACACCCAGACCCUGAGGCCGAGCUGCAGAGGAUGGAGGAGGAGGCAGAGCGGAGGCGGCAGCCCCCAGUGAAGCCGGAGGAGGAGGUGCAGCAGGAGAAACCACACAGGGAGAGGGAGCACAGGGAGCACCGAGAGAGGGAGCACCGAGAGAAGGAGCACCGAGAGAGGGAGCACCGAGAGAGGGAGCACCGAGAGAGGGAGAACCACAGGGACAGGAGAGGAGGAGGAGGGGCAGACAGGCCUCCUCCCGAACACCCUCAGUCCCAAUCAGACGACGACGUGGAGGAUGGAGAGGAGCUUGACGAUCGUGACGGAGACGACUCGUCAGACGCCAGGACACACCCACACCUCAAGCCCACACUGCGGCCAAUCACGUCGGCGCCCUCUGUGUCGUCGGGCAGCGGCGGCGCCACGCCCAACUCCCCUGGCAACGAGUCUCCAUGUGGCAUCAUCAUCCCUCAUGAGAACUCUCCAGACGCCCAGCCCACAGAUGAACACCGGCCCAGGAUUGGGCUCAGCCUCAAACUGGGAGCCGGCGCCAGCCCCAGCCAUCAGAUCCACACGGGGAGUAAACGUAAGAAGCUGGCCAACGUCGACAGCGUCUUCAACAAGUUCGGAGAGGAGGAGGCCGACGAGGCGCCUCGUAAACGUAAGCUGGUUCCGCUGGACUACGGUGAGGAUGAUAAGAGCUUGGGUCUGGACGGGGCCGAGGUACCUGGAGGGAAGGGAGGACAAAACACCGAGGAGAAGCGGAAACACAUCAGGAGUCUCAUUGAGAAGAUCCCGACGGCCAGACCGGAUCUGUUCAACUACCCUCUGGACUGGACUGCUGUGGACUCGACUCUGAUGGACCGUCGCAUCAGACCGUGGAUCAACAAGAAGAUUAUAGAGUACAUCGGAGAGGAGGAAGCUACGCUAGUCGACUUUGUCUGUUCGAAGGUCAUGUCUCACGGCACACCGCAGGGGAUCUUGGAUGAUGUUGCCAUGGUUCUGGACGAAGAGGCCGAGGUGUUCAUAGUUAAAAUGUGGAGGCUGUUGAUCUACGAAACGGAGGCCAAGAAGAUUGGUCUGGGGAAAUGAAGACUAGUACCACUACAGUACUACUAUCUAGUACUACUACAGUACUACUAUCUAGUACUACUACAGUACUACUAUCUAGUACUACUACAGUACUACUAUCUAGUACUACUACAGUACUACUAUCUAGUACUACUACAGUAC